Molecule: messenger RNA, 2180 nt
Organism: Empidonax traillii (willow flycatcher)
Lineage: Eukaryota; Metazoa; Chordata; Aves; Passeriformes; Tyrannidae
Gene: ASPN
Product: asporin
Exons: 8
Coding region: 313-1428 (371 amino acids)
Molecular function (GO): protein binding
Source: RefSeq, a predicted model, not a curated record
GAAAAACAUAUGAGUGGUAACAAGGCGUCUUAAUAUCAUCCUUCAGUACUAAGAUGGGCUAAUCUGAGGCAGCACUUUACUCUGGUAUCACCCACGGUGCCAGCAGGAUCAAGGAGUUUGCAAGUGGACUUUUUUACUUUUUAUUUACUUUCCAAUUCACAGAACUCAGUCUAACUUCCUUUUUCUCUAUUUUUAUUUUUUUUUUUUUAAUUUAAUAUGAAAUAACUGGACAUACAGAGCUCAGGUGGAUUAUCACAGAGCUUCUGGAAGAACUCCCAGACUUGCAAGGUUGGUUGCCCUGACUAAGAGGAUAUGAAGGAAUAUACUCUCCUUCUCUUCUUGGCUUUGUGCUCUGCCAAAUCUCUCACAGGACCUUCGUAUUUCACACUGAAGAACAUGAUGCUCCAAGACAUGGAAGACGACGACGAUGAUGACGACGACGACAAUUCUCUAUUUCCAACCACUGAACCCAUCAUGCCACUAAUUCCUUUUGAUCUGUUCCCAACAUGCCCCUUUGGAUGCCAGUGCUACGUGAGGGUUGUCCACUGCUCUGACCUAGGUCUGACAUCAAUUCCUCGCAACAUCCCCCCAGACACUCGGAUGAUCGACCUCCAGAACAACAGAAUUAAAGAGGUCAAGGAGAACGACCUGCGAGGGCUCACAUCGCUCUAUGCACUGGCUUUGAACAAUAACAAAAUCUACAAGAUCCAUCCCAAAGCCUUUGAACACACAAAGAGGCUCCGACGACUGUACCUGUCCCACAACCAGCUGACUGAGAUCCCAACAAAUCUGCCCAGAACUUUGGCAGAGCUCAGAAUUCACGCUAACAAGGUCAAGAAAAUCCCCAAGGAUGUAUUUAAAGGAAUGAAGUCUCUGCAUGUUUUAGAAAUGAGUGCAAAUCCUCUAAACAAUAAUGGAAUAGAGCCAGGGGCUUUCGAAGGAGUAAAUAUUUACCACAUAAGAAUUGCAGAAGCCAAGUUAACUUCAAUUCCUAAAGAUUUGCCCUCCAGUCUCCUGGAGCUUCAUUUAGACGACAAUAAGAUCACAGGAAUUGAAGUUGAGGAUUUCAACCGUUACAAAGAUCUUCAAAGGCUGGGCCUUGGGAAUAAUAAAAUCAAAGAUGUGGAAAAUGGAAGUUUCGCCAACAUACCAAGUAUCCGUGAAAUCCACCUGGAAAAAAAUAAGCUGAAGAAGGUUCCUCCUGGAUUACCUGAACUGAGAUACCUGCAGGUGGUGUUCCUGCACUCCAACCACAUCGCCAAGCUGGGGGUGAACGAUUUCUGCCCGACGGGCCGGAGGAAGAAGAAGGCUCUGUACAGCGGCAUCAGCCUCUUCAACAACCCCGUCAAGUACUGGGAGGUCCAGCCCUCCACCUUCCGCUGCAUCCUAGCCAGGAACAGCGUCCAGCUGGGCAACUUCCUCAAGUGAUGCCCCAGCUGGGCACUCCCAACAGCAACCUGGCCAAAGCAGUUCUCCAAUACUUGAAAUUUGCCACAAAAAAAUUUUACACUAUUUAACCGUUUACAAAGUAUUUGCUACGUCAGAGGUAAUUAAUUAGAAACAGUAUGUUAAGUAGGAUCCAUUGUACGAUUUGACAAUGUUCAACCUACGUUUGGAUAAUUUAAACAGAACUCUUUGUAUCUUACAGAAGAACUCUUGGAAGUGGAACUGGAAACUGUAUUCGACGUUUCCUAGUGUAGAUGUUAAAUUCUUUCCUUAAACCACAUAGUCUUGACAUAUUCUUUCCUUCAAAUAAAUUCCAAAAAUCACGUGGAAGUGACUUUUUCCACGGUAAGGACCUUUUCCUCUCCCAAAAUACUGUAAGAAAAAUUGAAAAAAAAAAAAAAAAAUCAGACUUCAAGGACAACCUCUUGUGCCAUUUUUGAUAAUGAGCAAAGAUGCAAUAAAAAGAUAUGGUAUUGUCAGGUGGCUGUCUCUAAGGUAGAAUAUAUUUUUAUAAUCUAUUAAGUGAGAUAAAGGCAGGUUUCACACGAUGAACAGACAAAAAGCCUCGAAAAGUUUUUGAUAAUUUUCUCUUGCAACUUUAGGAGGAAAAUGUCCUUCCAUGUUUUACUCUCCAUAGAAUUUGACGCAGCCUGAACAUUAAAAAGUAGGAUUCGAGAUUUAUCAUACGCUUCAAGCUUAAUAGGAAUGACUAUUAAACUCCCUUUAGGCCAGCA